Molecule: messenger RNA, 783 nt
Organism: Phlebotomus argentipes
Lineage: Eukaryota; Metazoa; Arthropoda; Insecta; Diptera; Psychodidae
Exons: 2
Coding region: 1-783 (260 amino acids)
Source: RefSeq, a predicted model, not a curated record
AUGGACGAGGCUGAUGAUUGGGGCAACCACGGUGGCCUCAUCAACAGUCUAUGCGAAGACUUCCAAAUCAGUGCCUGCACUCCGGACCAAUUCAAGGCUCUCAUGUUCUGCAUCAGCAUCCGGAGUGACCGCCACAUCUCCGUACGUGAGCAAUUGCUGGCGAAAUUGGAGACGGACUCAGAGAAGAUCAACGUCGACUUCCUCAUCGACGAGGCCCGUCGCUUAUCCAACGUGAAGAAGGAUGCUCGUCUCGAUAUCGUCCCGGCCGCGUCUGUGAGUGUCGUGAGUGUGAAGAAGAACCAUGCGAAUCAUGGUAAGAGGGAUCAUCCUCCGCGGCCCUGCUUCCUGUGCGGUGCUAUGCAUUUCACGGGGUACUGCCCACCUGCUCAGUCCUCCUCCGGGAAGCCCAAGGCACAGCGCGGAAGGAAGAACAUCGCCAAGAAGAGGAAGAAUCAGCAAGCCCGCGCUAACGCCAUACACUCAGAACGGUAUCGUGGUCGACGAUACCUCACUCCUGUGGUCAACGGUCAGCCGCUCUUGUUCCAGCUCGACAGCGCUGCCGAUGUCUCUGUUAUGACCAGAGACGCCUGGGAGAAGAUUGGCAAGCCGGCGCUUCAAGAAUCUUCACUCACUGUCCGCGAUGCUCAGGCCAGUCGCAUCCAGGUGCUUGGACAGUUUGAGGCUACUAUUCGAUUCCACGGCAAAGAGAUCCAGCGGCGAUGCCUCGUAUCGCCCAGCGCUCACGAUAAUCUCUUUGGGAUUGAAUGUGUUCAUGAGAAAUGA